GAUCCGCUUACCCACGGUCCCUGGAGGAGCUGGCAGUAGCUGUCCAGCUCUCACUGGCACCCAUGCCCGGGCGAGUCCAUGGGGAGAGGCCGGAGGGCUGGAGCCCUGGCCCACCACCCUAUGAGGAGUACCGCCCGCCGCCGCUGGACUCCAUCCCCCUGCCCAGGGACGUGCCCUAUCUGCUGCUGGCUGGAGUCCUGGUGCUGUUGGUGGCAUAUGCCAUCGUGGGACACCUCAUCAAGGACCUCGCCCAUGACCUGGCUGAUUGGGCGUUUGGCCCCAAGCCGGACCAGGGGGACGCCCCCCGGGAGAUGCGCCCGAGUGUGGACGGGGCGGAUCUGGAAGAGCUGGACCUGGAGCUGGCCCUGGCGUGGCGUGGCGACGAGGACGUGGGCGGCAAAGCAGAGACCCCCCGUCGCCCCUCCGUCUCCUUCCAGGACCCGUCGGCCCGGGCUGCUUUCUGGAAGCUGGACUGAGAGUCCCCUGCCCCUCUCCAAGGGCCAGCUCAGACCUGGCGGAAAAUCUUUCCUGUUAGAGUUGGU
This is a messenger RNA of Sorex araneus (European shrew), 542 nucleotides long. It is a transcript of the gene SMIM44, whose product is annotated as small integral membrane protein 44. The record is from RefSeq and is a predicted model, not a curated record. The transcript is spliced from 2 exons. Bases 63 to 476 code for a protein of 137 amino acids. NCBI's taxonomy places the organism in Eukaryota, Metazoa, Chordata, Mammalia, Eulipotyphla, Soricidae.